Molecule: messenger RNA, 3111 nt
Organism: Acanthopagrus latus (yellowfin seabream)
Lineage: Eukaryota; Metazoa; Chordata; Actinopteri; Spariformes; Sparidae
Gene: vipr1b
Product: vasoactive intestinal peptide receptor 1b
Exons: 13
Coding region: 75-1409 (444 amino acids)
Biological process (GO): cell surface receptor signaling pathway; adenylate cyclase-modulating G protein-coupled receptor signaling pathway
Cellular component (GO): plasma membrane
Molecular function (GO): peptide hormone binding; G protein-coupled peptide receptor activity; vasoactive intestinal polypeptide receptor activity
Source: RefSeq, a predicted model, not a curated record
CGCGCCUUUUAAAGACUGACUGAGGACUUUUGCCGGUGUCGCGGAGUAAGAAACUGCCGAACUACUCGGACAGAAUGGAUGCGCCACAGCUGGUCUUUCUGCUGCUGCUCCACGGAUACGUGGUGCCAAAAGUGCUGUCGGUGCAGAUGUGUGACGUGGUGAACGAGAUCGAGCUGGAGAAAGAGCGCUGCGAGAACAGCACCUUCGGGAACUUCACGUCAGGUUGCCAAGGCAUGUGGGACAUCAUCGCCUGUUGGCCCUCAGCCAGCGUCGGGGAGGUGGUGACAAUAACCUGCCCCACUUACUUCAGUUACUUCAGUGACCAGCACAAAGGUAACCUCUCCAAGACCUGCACAGCGGACGGCUGGACUGAAAUGCAUCCUUUUGACAUCGCCGUGAACUGUGGGUACAAUCUCAACGGCACUGGCGAUGAUGGCAAGUUCUUCUGGCAGGUGAAGAUAGGCUACACCAUCGGCCACAGCGUUUCCCUCAUUUCUCUCACCACGGCCAUCGUGAUCCUCUGCAUCUUCAGGAAGCUCCACUGCACGAGGAACUACAUCCACAUGCAUCUGUUUGUGUCAUUUAUCCUGAAGGCCAUCGCUGUGUUCAUCAAGGAUGUUGUCCUCUACGAGGUCGGGGAGGUGGACAACUGCUCGUCAGGCUCCGUUGGCUGCAAAGUGGUGAUUGUGUUCUUCCAGUACUGUAUUAUGGCCAGUUUCUUCUGGCUGCUGGUGGAAGGCCUUUAUCUUCACGCAUUGUUGGCAGUCUCUUUCUUCUCCGAGAGAAAGUACUUCUGGGCUUACAUCCUGAUUGGCUGGGGAGGUCCGACGGUUUUCAUCACAGCCUGGAGCAUCGCUAAAGCCUACUAUAACGAUGUUGGGUGCUGGGAUAUAAUCGAGAACACUGAUGUUUUCUGGUGGAUCAUUAAAACCCCCAUAUUAGCAUCAAUCCUGAUGAACUUUAUCCUAUUCAUCUGCAUCAUACGUAUACUUCGCCAGAAAAUCAACUGCCCAGAUAUUGGAAGAAAUGAGUCCAACCAAUAUUCGAGACUGGCGAAAUCGACGCUGCUUUUGAUUCCGCUGUUCGGGAUCAAUUUCAUUGUUUUUGCAUUCAUCCCAGAGCAAGUGAAGACUGAACUGCGGCUUGUUUUUGACUUGAUUCUGGGAUCAUUUCAGGGAUUUGUGGUCGCAGUCCUGUACUGCUUCCUCAAUGGAGAGGUCCAAGCAGAGAUCAAGAGGAAGUGGCGGAGGUGGCACCUGCAGAGAUACAUGGGCUCGGACACCAAAUACCAACACCCGUCUAUCGGCAGCAGUAACAACUUCAGCACCCAGAUCACCAUGUUGACGCGAUGCAGCCCGAAAACACGCCGGGGUUCGUCCGCCUGUCACGACGACCUGUCCUGCAUAUGACUCGGGACAAAACUGUGAUGCCGACAUGCUAAACACUCUCAUGCCGAACAGAAGAGACACAGCGUAUGUAAGCUCUUGAAUGAGAGAACACACACUCCUUCAUUAGCAUGUGCACUCUUUGGGGAUGUGUUGCUCGAGUGUGACAUGGACAGAGGUAGGUGGUGAGGGAACAUAAGUGUGACUGUAAUCAGCUGCUUUUUAAUCUCCACGCUUUCUUUAAACAUAGCAGGAUCGAGUGGCUGAGACACAUUGCAUCACAGGCACAGCUUUGUACGUCUGAAUGAGAACCAUCAGCGUUUUGUGUUUCAUGAGUCACAUGUGGUCGAUCGUUAUUCACUUCCCUGUGCGCUCAGACACCGGGCAGCGCGAAAAAAAAUGUCACCCAUUAAUGGGGUUGGGUGAUGGGAUCCAAUUGUGAACUGUCCCACCUGAUGUAAUUACGUGCUGAUUAAAAAUCACUUAGUAGAUUCCUGUGUCUCUAAAUUAAAAAGGCUGGUGCAAAGACACAGCCAGCAGAAGAAAGGGAGCUGCUUUUAAAUCCCAUUAGUUAUGUUGUUACAGCGUGUAAAAAAAUUUUUUAAAAAAAACAGAAAUGCAAUAUGGAAAGUGUGUGUGAGUGCUGAAUGUCGAAUGGUGAUAUUUUAGGCAACGGUAAAGAAUGUAAAGGAACAAAACAGCGUGCAAGCGUUUUGUUUGCCUCCCUGUGUGGGCAGACAGGAAAAAGAAGAACAUUAUUUCCAUGAAUGCCAAACCGAUUUGGACCGAGUGACCAGUGUGACGCUGAUUCACUACGAUGGGUUAGGCGUAUACAAAUGCCCUUCUCUGCACUAUCACCCUCAUGAGAGACUGAUCGCCCUUUGCCUUCCCUGUUAACGGCACAGCCUUCACUCUCCCCUUUUUGUCAUUCGGAGUCACUGAUAGGUUUGAUAUCUUUUUUUUUUUUUUUUUUUGAAGGCACUCUAGCAGUUUUGCUUCAAUCACUGACGAGUGCCUGGUUUCAGUAUUUUCAAGUGACACUUUGAAUCAAAUCUCCGCUGACUGUCAGCCUUGCACAGCAGCGCUGGAGAGGAAAUGCCUUCAAGCAGUUCAGUCCAUGGAUGUUUACAUUUACUCAGAAUGGGUCAUUAAACAUUGUACAGACAAGUAUACAGUGUAAAGAAAAUGAAUUGCUGGAUUGUUGUGCCAUACUGAUCAUAUCGCAGCUGCAAUGUCAGUGAUGUAUCAUUCUAAUAGUUGUUUGUUCAUGUUUUUUUGCAACAUGUGAGAUUUAAAGCCUCACCAGAACAUAAAGUUCUCCUGCACAAGCUUGUUUAUGUGGCUGUCUGUGGCUCAGUGUUAAGCAUAACAGCUGAAUAAAAGAGACUUGACUUUAAACAGUUCAGACAUGUACAAAGAAGCUUUUCUCUGUGACGCCUUGGUAGAAUAACUGGUGCUUGAACCCCACCAUCCCACAAAUCCAUCCGUUUUGCAAAAAACAUUUCCUGAAUUCUCCAUCGACGUGUCAGGUUUAAACUUCUCCACUGGAGGAGUUUGAACCUGACAGGUCAGCGGAGAUGGUUGGACCCAGUAUGUAAAGCAAAGCAAGGUGACAAGGAUGACUGGCCCUGUCACAACGAUGCCAUCGUUGUUCUUUUCAUCUUACAUGGUCAGGCUGAAAGUCGCCUGUGUGUUCAUGCAAACGGGAACAUCCGGAAGGUCCAGC